AUGGACGUCGAGGCGAUGGAGGAUGAUGAUGAUGAUGAUGAUGAUGAUGAUGAUGAUGAUGAUGAUGAUGAUGAUGAUGAUGAUGAUGAUGAUGAUGAUGAUGAUGAUGAUGAUGAUGAUGAUGAUGAUGAUGAUGAUGAUGAUGAUGAUGAUGAUGAUGAUGAUGAUGAUGAUGAGGAAGAGGAGGAGGAGGAGGAGGAGGAGGAGGAGGAGGAGGAAGUGGGUUAUAGUGGGAUUCGUGCGCGCGGCCAGUUAUAGUUGCCGGCAUGGAGGAUGACGCAGAGUUGGACAGGGAGACCGCAGCUGGUGUAGUCGGGGUGGUAUGAUGUCCUGCAAGGCCGAUUGGUGCCCGGAGUGUCCGCUGGCAGCGUGGACAGGUCGGGCGUGGUUGAACGUUGGCGUUGCGAGGUGGAUGCAAUUAAGAUUUGCGAGCCUCACGUUUGGGUUUGGCGGCAGCGAUGCGUUUGUCUUCACUGUCCUCCUCGAGGUCGGUCGGUCUCGGGCGAGGUCCUCCUAGUCAGUCGGGUUGAUUUGCAGGCGUUUCAAUGAAUUCUUCAGAAUGUCCUUGUAACGAUCGACUUGACCUCAUUGUUGGCGGGCACCCGUGACAGCAUCCCCUGAGAGGAGUCGUUUUGACAGCCGCUCCUCGUCUAUCCACUCGAGGUGGCCGCUCCAACGCAUUUCCAGCUGUCUCAGCAAGGCGUAGAUGCUGAGGAUUCCCGUCCGCUCCAGUACAUACGUGUUCGGGAUCCGGUGCUGUCACCUCAGGAUCAGUAUCUGUGGAGGACAGCUGAGGUUGAAAUGACUGAGUCUUCGCGCCUAUUUCGUGUAGACCGUCUCCUCUCUAUACAGCAGCGUCAGCAGGAUGAGUGCCUCGUACGUCUUCAGUUUGGCGUGAUUUGUAAACCGUGA
Molecule: messenger RNA, 912 nt
Organism: Spirometra erinaceieuropaei
Lineage: Eukaryota; Metazoa; Platyhelminthes; Cestoda; Diphyllobothriidea; Diphyllobothriidae
Source: the annotation of a GenBank genome assembly